Camellia sinensis is the source of this 1092-nucleotide messenger RNA. Lineage: Eukaryota; Viridiplantae; Streptophyta; Magnoliopsida; Ericales; Theaceae. The record is from RefSeq and is a predicted model, not a curated record.
CCUCUCUCUCUCUCUCUCUCUCUGAGACACACGAUAAAAAUUAUAUUCAUAUAAUGGUUCGUAAGGUGGAUAUGAAGAAGAUAGAGGACAUAACAAAAUGUCAAGUGACAUUUUCGAAGCGAAGAAGUAGCUUGAUAAAGAAGGCUCAUGAAAUCUCUGUUUGUUGCGACGUGGAUAUUGCAUUCAUCACUUUCUCUCCCUCCGGUCGAGUGAGCAAGUUUUGCAGCCAAAGGAGGAUUGAAGACCUGAUUCAUCGUUACAUAAAUCUUCCCGUAGACAAGAGAUUUACUCAUAUCAAGAAUGUUCAGGAGAAGCAGGAAAAGAUACACCAACUAGACCGCAUUAAAGGCGAUACUAGCAAGCUUCAAUAUCUUGAAAAACAAGUUGAAAACCUUGAGCUACAAAUAAAAAAAAGGACAUUAGAAUUACAGAUUUUGGAGGCUAAUAUCAGGGAUUAUGAACUGCUCCCAGAGCAAGAACCCUCUCUACAUCAACUCAUGUGGUGCGAGAGAAACUUGAAACAGUCUUUGGAAAAAGUGGUAGCAAGAAAAAAUGCAUUGAGUGGUAGCUAUUCUUCCUUACAAAGCCAACCCAACACUCAGGUGGAGAUGGAGAACCAAGGCGGUAUGCCACUUUCAUGCUACAUUGAUGGAAGGGAUCUAAGUUGGGUUCCAAAAAGCCCUCCUUCUAGGCAGCUUUUAAUGCAACUUGAUCCUUGGAUUAGUCCUUACAGGUUUACAUGUUAUCAACAACUUAAUGGCUAUUGAUUUUCACUAUUUACUUAACACCUUUUGUGUCCUAGUCCUUUUCCCCCCUUAAAUGUUAUCACAAGUUUUCGAUCACUAGAAGUUUGAUAAUUUAGGGAAGUAGUUGCUCAUGAGGCAACAAGUUUAGCUAGCAAAGAAGUCAUGUUUUAACAAUCUAUUAAACCCUAAACCAUUCACUGAUCUUUAAGAAAAACAAGAAUUAACCCCUACAUUAAUUAUUGUUUUAUAAGAUCAAAUUUAGAGUAUCGAUAGACAUGUAGGUUGAUAUUAUUAGUUUAUUUUUUUUGGUCUCUUGAUACUGAUAUGGGAUUUAAAUUAUUUUCAU